Messenger RNA from Euleptes europaea (tarantolino), 2568 nucleotides. RefSeq names its product tetratricopeptide repeat domain 27 (gene TTC27). The record is from RefSeq and is a predicted model, not a curated record. NCBI's taxonomy places the organism in Eukaryota, Metazoa, Chordata, Lepidosauria, Squamata, Sphaerodactylidae. Gene Ontology annotation, molecular function: protein binding. The transcript has 20 exons. Bases 1 to 2544 code for a protein of 847 amino acids.
AUGCGAGCGCUGGAGCGGGUGCUGCUGAGGGGCUUCCCCAGCGCGGCGGAGUCGCCGCGGUGGAAACAGAACGAGGCGGCAUCGGCGGCAGAAAGUGGGUCCUUGUUGCAGUUGCUGUUGGAAGGAAAUUAUGAAACCAUCUUACUAAGCGAAGCAGUUCAGAAUAUUUUCACACCACCUGCAGCAGCCAAAGAAGAGAAGUUUGACAGCUAUCUAGAAAAACAGAUUCAAGUUUAUCUGGACUGUUCUUCUGUAGACGUUGAUAGUUUGGAAAGGCAAAGUGUGGUGUUUCUGCUUGGUGUGGGGAGUUUGCAGUUGUUUGUUCAGAGCAACUGGACUGGCCCUCCUGUUGAACUGCAGCCUCAGGACUUCCUGCCACCUGAAUUACUACAACAAUAUGCCAAGCCCAGUGCACUCUCUGCAGCUAUUCUGAGCAUGCUGGUUCUAGAUGGUGAAUCAAUAUAUAGUCUGACCUCCCAUGCUGUCUUGCUGAUGCUAGCUAAAGUAGCGCUUGUAAAUUCAAGACAUAAGCUUGAAGCUAUUCAGACAUUGCCUUGGUGGACUCUACGAUGUGUGAACAUCCAUCAGCAGUUGUUAGAAGAAAGAUCACCUGAACUUUUUGCUGUUGCCCAGACCUGCAUACAGCAAGUGUUGGAAAUGGAGGCUUUGUUCACUGAUGAUGAAUGUUGGCAUCUUGCUGUUCAAUUCCAUCUAGAGUGUGCUUACACAUUUUUGAAUUUUUAUGAAUAUAAAAAAGCCAAACAUCACUUCCUUGCAGCUAAAGACAUGACCAAGUUACAGAUUGAAUUGACAGGUGCUCUGGGGAAAAGGACACGAUUUCAGGAAAAAUAUGUAGCACAGCUUAUAUUAGAUGUUCAAAGGAAAGAUGGCAUCCUUCCUCCUCACUGGGAGCUUACUCCAGCACCUACACCACUAGAAAAUUUAACACAGAAUUACGCUCUAAAUGAUGACACGGUACUAAAUGAAAUAAAGUUUGCAGAAUCUCAUCCCAACCAGAUGCCUGACUUGUGUGCAGAAGAGCUUGCUGUUAUCCUUGGAAUUUGCAUAGACUUUCAGAAAAACAACCCAGUCCAUAAACUUACUGAUGAGGAGCUGCUUGCUUUUACAUCGUGUCUUCUUUCACAACCAAAGUUCUGGGCAAUUCAAACUUCUGCUCUGCUUCUCCGGACGAAACUUGAGAGAGGAAGUAUUCGUCGAGUGGAACGGGCGGUGAAACAAACUCAGGCUCUUGCAGAUCAAUUUGAAGAUAAGAAAACUUCAGUUUGUGAACGUAUGAAAGUAUUUUAUAGUUGCCAAGUUCCUCCACGUUGGGCAAUACAGCGCCAGCUUGCGAGCUUACUGCUUGACCUUGGAUGUACCAGUUCAGCUCUUCAGAUCUUUGAGAAGCUUGAAAUGUGGGAGGAUGCGGUUAUCUGUUAUGAAAGAGCAGGACAGCAUGGAAAGGCAGAAGAAAUAUUGAGGCAAGAAAUAGAGAAAAAAGAAACGCCAGGAUUAUAUUGCUUGCUUGGAGAUGUUCUUAAGGACCAUUUUUAUUACGACAAGGCUUGGGAAUUGUCAAAGCAUCGCAGUGCGAGGGCUCAGCGCUCCAAGGGUCUUCUCCACCUCCGCAACAGCAACUUCAAGGAGUGCAUCGAGUGCUUUGAGCGCUCCGUACAGAUUAACCCUAUGCAGUUGGGAGUGUGGUUUUCCUUGGGUUGUGCAUACUUGGCUUUAGAAGAUUAUGAAGGUGCAGCCAGAGCAUUUCAGCGAUGUGUGAUGUUGGAGCCUGAUAAUGCUGAGGCUUGGAACAAUUUAUCAACUGCAUAUAUCAGAUUAAAGCAGAAGAUCAAAGCAUUCCGGACCCUUCAGGAAGCACUCAAGUGUAAUUAUGAGCACUGGCAGAUUUGGGAAAAUUAUAUUCUUACCAGUACAGACAUUGGAGAGUUUGCAGAAGCUAUUAAAGCUUAUCACAGGCUUAUGGAUUUACAAGAAAAGUACAAAGAUAUCCAGGUGCUUACGAUACUGGUGAAGGCAGUAAUGGAUGGAGUGGACGAUCGAAAUGGAGAGACGACGACAGGAUUGAAGGCAAAGUUACAGGCCCUCUUUGGCAGAGUGACUUCUAGAGUGACAAGUGAUGGAGAAAUCUGGAAAUUAUAUGCAAGACUCUAUGACAGUGGGCAGAGUAAUAACUAUGAAGAUGUUGAAAAGGCACUGCAGUAUCUCACCAAAGCGCACAAAUGUGAAAUCCAGUCAAGGGACUGGGACAAAAAUAUUCCCUCUUUUAAGGAAGUGGCAAAAGGUGCUAUAGAGCUUGCACAUGUGGCGAUAAGAUGCAGCAAAACCAAGUCUAAUCACCAGGAAGCAUUGCAGAUACUCUCUUCAGCUCGACUCAACUUGCGUAGUUUGGCAGCCAAAGCCAAGCAGGUUUUUGCAGAUGUGACAAGUGUCGAUGUUUCUGGAGAGCUAGCUGAAGAAGUGACAGCAAUGGAGAACCUGAUGGUUGAAUUGCAAGAACUUAGUAAUCAACUAAAGAAUCAGACCUGAAAAGAGAAGAUACGGUUUCCUGGA